Toxorhynchites rutilus septentrionalis is the source of this 1303-nucleotide messenger RNA. RefSeq lists its product as uncharacterized. Bases 335 to 1192 code for a protein of 285 amino acids. The record is from RefSeq and is a predicted model, not a curated record. NCBI's taxonomy places the organism in Eukaryota, Metazoa, Arthropoda, Insecta, Diptera, Culicidae. The transcript has 3 exons.
GCCAAUCGAGACGCGGAUUUUCGUACCUAAAAUCGGAUUGGAUCCAAGUGCUAAUUGUGAUUAUUGAACGAAAAAUUUCAGUGAUUAUAAAGUUAAGCAAUAGUUUGCUUUAAAGCAAUUAAAUUCUGCAGUUUGAAUCAAGGAAGUGCUAUUUGGAAGGGAAGUCCCAGGAACUGAGCUGCGUUGGGCAAUCAUUUUUUCAAUCUUUGCGAACAGUUGUGUGAAGAACUGUAGAAGUGUACCAACAGUGUCGAACUAAAAGAGUGAAUUCAGAUAGUGAAUGAAAUUUGUUGAUUGUUGAACCGUGAAAUAUAAGACAAAUUAUUCAAACAAAAUGAAGCGAUUCAUUGCACUGCUAACACUUGUCACCCUGGCCCAAACGCUGUCAAUUGACGACCGUACGCUGGAGAUCAACGUGAACGUCGAGAAGAACGCCAACAACUAUCACAACAGCCAGCUGGGAAGAGGAUCAUUUGAGUACGGACUGGAUGUGGUUAAACAAGCCGACAACCAUUUCCAGCAUAAGGUUCGGGGUCCGGAUGGAGUGACCUAUGGCUGUUACGGAUUUGUAGACCCCGAUGGCAAGCCGCAUCUGGUGCAUUAUGUAUCUGACAUAAAGGGAUACCGCGUCGUGCCACCGGAUCAUGCCACGAAAAUUUACAUCUCCCGAGUAGAGAAAAGCAUUGAUAACGUCUACCAGGGAUCUGUCGAGAGAAACGUCCAGUGGAAGGAUCUAUUCUUCCCACCGGCAUGCUCUGCUCUGUUCGCGGAAUUGACUAAAAACGCUCCAUCGACAACACCACGUCCAACGACGCCUCGCCCAACAACUCGUCCCACUACCAGAAGUACUACCACGAGAACUACUACCACCCCGCUGCCAAUCGAGCCAGAGUUCCCGGAUUCCAGCAAUGUGCACGAGUCUAUCAUUCCUCAUCAGCUGGAACCAGCUUGCUCGUCAGUUUGCGAGGAUCUGAAAAGAGAACUAGAGGAAAUCAAGAACAAGUUGAACCGUCUGCUCGAUGCUUUCGCCAGGAAGGAAGCCGACGAGGCGGAGCGUAGGAGAAAUGGCGCGGGAGGGAAGUUCGCCUACUUCCCGGUGAUGCUGAGCGAUGGGGUUCCCGAUGGAUUGGACACCGGAUCGAGCAAGAUUGCCUACCCAGCAUUCGGGCAGCAGCAGUGCGGCACGAAGUGAGCGGAUUAAUUGGUUGUGUACUCUUACUUUUGUAAGAUUAUUUGAAGGAGACGAAUGACUACUGUUAAGCAACACCAACCAUCAUGCUGUGAAUAUAUUUAUUAUUUUGUA